AUGGCCGACGACGACGAAAUUGACAUUCUUGGUGAUUUUUCAUUUAAUUCUUGUUUUGCUCAAAACAAUCAGGGAAUUCCUUCUUGCUCCAACAGAGAAGACACCGUGCAUCCUCAAUGGCUCCUGGAUUCUCCUGCGACAAAUUGGUAUGAUACACAGAAUAAAGAUAAAAGUUAUAGGUCCAAAGAUGGCCCGUCAAGGAAGCUAUCAGGAACAAAAGCAAAUCAUCAGCAUACAACCGUACAUACAUCCUGGACUCAGAAGGAAAGAGAUUUGCUGACACAGGAAAUGGCUAAAUACGGAAGAAAUGUGAAUAAAAUAUCCAAAACACUAAAAACAAAAAGCGAAUUAGAGAUUCAAGCUCUCAUAGAAGCAGAGCACGGCAUUCUGUUAGAGACGGAGAAUAUUAAAACACAUGAAGUUAAACCCGACAACAUACCCACAGUAGAGCAGGAGGAAAUAGUAUCUAACUGUGUUAAUAUGAAUCAUGUAGUUAAUAACAAUAGAAAAGAAUGCCAAACAGUACCUAUCCCUAGAAAAUCUUCAAAAAUGAAGAAAUCACACAAAAAUAACAAAGAAAUCGACAAGACUAUUGAAACAAACCCAAUUAUCGGCUCUGAAAUAUUCUACGAUGAUGAUUUAAUAAUAGGAUCGACCGAGUCCAUCGGUUCAGAGUUAGAUGUUACAGACGUUGUAGCAAAGAGUCUUGCCAAGCAGCAAAGAGAGAAAAUUAAAGUUUUACGGAAAAAUGGAAACCACAGAAGAAAAGUUUCCAGAAACUUAGAUAGAAAUAAUAGCAAGGAUUUUCUUAAAUCACCGCACAGAAGAAAAAAGGAUUCUAGCUUGUCAGAUGAUAGUGUGAAAAGUCCAAAAAUGCAAAUUGUUUUAGGCUCGGGGCUGGCUCUACCGGUAUCAGAGGGUGAAGAAGUGAUAAAAAUAGAAAAGAAGCCCGACUUAGAUGGUGAAAGUGAUAUAGAAGUGGAUGUAGGAAGUGAUUCUGAUAAAGAAAUAUAUGUACCAAAAACAAAAACAUCCAAAGAUGUAGUUCAUGAAGAACCGGUUGCUGUGCCGUUGAGGAAAUUUGAACCCAUGCCCAAAAGAAAUCGGAAGAUUAACUUGGAUGGUGGUGGUGGUUACACAAUAAUGCACACAGAGUCUGGUGACAUGUAUGAGAUAGGACAAGAGCCUCGGAAAGAGAGACAGCAGAGGAAACAACCCGUUCAGCUUAUACCAUUACAUGUUUACAACUCUGAGAAACCGGCGCCGUGUGUGGUUCACAUGUUCGUGUCGGUGUUGGUCAGUAUGGACGUGCAGGCUCACUGCAGCCGGGCGGAGGUAAUGGGGCUGGCUGGAGGCAGCUGGCAGCCCUGCCAGAGGACACUCACACUACAACACUACAGGACUGUGAGGGCCGCCGCCGCUCACACGCACUGCGACAUGGAUCCCGUGUCUCAAUCAUCAUCAGCUGAGUCUCUCCGUUCUCUAGGUGUGAGUGUGUGUGGUUGGCAUCACUCGCACCCACAGUUCCCUCCCUCCCCGUCUGUGAGGGACCUCGUGAGUCAACGCUCGCUGCAGAGCCUCGCCUGGGGCCUGCCGUGUGUGGCGCUAGUCACUUCACAGCAUUGGCCGCCCGGACGGAGAGCCUCGCAGCUCAAAUGUUUCCGUGUAGAAGAAGACGACAGCCAAGCCAGUCCCGAAGUCCCCGUGGGUUAUCAGCUCAAUGUUAAGUUGGAGCGAGACCUGGGGCGGAGCACCCUCUCCCCGUACCUGCAGGAGCUGCGGGCCCUCGUACAUGACACGCUCACACACGGGCAGCUGGCUGUAGACGUGGCGAGGGACGUGUGUCCGCAGGCCGGGCUCACUUAUAUGGAGAAGGUUGGACCUUGGGGCUUGGACCCUUAUACAGGGUGCACUCGUCUCGCUGGCUACUCCGUGGACCGGCGACAAGCGACAACACGUCUUAUAUACAGCGGAAUAAGUACUUUAAUGGAACGACCUCGCCCCGCGCGCCCGCUCACACAGGGGCCGCGCGGGGCGAGGCGGGACUAG
Molecule: messenger RNA, 2049 nt
Organism: Danaus chrysippus (African queen)
Lineage: Eukaryota; Metazoa; Arthropoda; Insecta; Lepidoptera; Nymphalidae
Source: the annotation of a GenBank genome assembly